Messenger RNA from Periconia digitata, 612 nucleotides. NCBI's taxonomy places the organism in Eukaryota, Fungi, Ascomycota, Dothideomycetes, Pleosporales, Periconiaceae. The record is from the annotation of a GenBank genome assembly.
CCUUCAACGUCAACGUGCAUGAUAAGCUCAACGACAUCUAAUCCUCCACCACACCUGUCUGUCCCCCUCAGGCCACCAUCAAUUCAACGGUUGUUGCAGCAUUCAAUCGCCAGCAAAAUGUCGAAUCGCACAGUACCCGUUCUCAAGUUCGUCGGAACUGUGAGUUUGGGAUUGCUCACUGGUCUUUCGGCAUCUCUAUCCACAAUAGCACUCCCAGCUCUGCUCACGCUCCCCACCGCUGUUACUGCCCGCUCAACAUACACCUAUGUCUCAUCCAAAACCCGCCUCAUAAGCUCUUACCUCCGAUACAUUACCACCUUCACCUUAUUCUCGGCAUUUGUCUUGUCUCCUGCACGCUUCCGCCACCCUUACCUGCUGUAUACUUCCAUAGUCGCCUUCGCAUCGGCCCCUGGUGUCGAGUUCGCUAUGUCUCUUGGAGCCGAUAAGAAUGUACCAUCCAACUUGGAGCUCGAGGAACAAGGCGAUGAUGUCAACGGCGAGCAGGUUCGUCACGCAGUGGAGAGGAUGAGGGUUGUGGAGACUGCCACCGCAGGUGUUGCCGGUCUUGCCUUUACCAUGGGCCUCGUCGGUCUUUGGGGAGACGGCGCCUAA